Phalacrocorax carbo (great cormorant) is the source of this 1887-nucleotide messenger RNA. NCBI's taxonomy places the organism in Eukaryota, Metazoa, Chordata, Aves, Suliformes, Phalacrocoracidae. The record is from RefSeq and is a predicted model, not a curated record.
GCGGAGCGUGCAGGCGCAGGCGACAGCAGCGCGGAGGUAGGGCCGGCGGCCGGGAAGCGGGAUCGGGCCAGCAGCACCCGGCAGCCCGAGGGGGGCUGCCUCGGUGCCUUCGUCCCCCCGCAAGCCUGGGCCUCUCGCCACGAGCUUUACAGCCCUUGUCCCUGCCAUGGCACCUGGGAAGCCCGGGAAGAGCACAGGGGCCUCGGAGCACCCCUCGGUUACACUUUUCCGGGAGUACCUGAGGAUCGACACCGUCCACCCCAAGCCUGACUAUGAUGCGGCCGUCCGGUUUCUGGAGCGCAUUGGCACCAACCUGGGCUUGGCCUGCCAGAAAGUGGAGGUGUGCCAGGGCCAUGUGGUGCUGAUCCUGACCUGGCAGGGCACGAACCCCCUCCUGCGCUCCAUCCUCCUCAACUCCCACACCGAUGUCGUGCCUGUCUUUGAGGAACACUGGACCUACCCACCCUUCGAGGCUGUUAAGGAUUCACAAGGCAACAUCUAUGCCCGGGGUGCCCAGGAUAUGAAGUGUGUCUCCAUCCAGUACCUCGAGGCCAUCAGAAGGCUGAAGGCAGAGGGAAAGUGUUUUGCCCGCACCAUCCACCUCACCUUUGUGCCUGACGAGGAGAUGGGUGGACACAAAGGUAUGGAGAUUUUCGUACAGCGCCCCGAGUUCAGAGCACUCAAUGUGGGCUUCGCCCUGGAUGAGGGCCUGGCGAGCCCAUCCGACACCUUCAGCGUCUUUUAUGGUGAGAAGAGCCCAUGGUGGAUAAAGGUGAAGUGCAUGGGUAGCCCUGGGCACGGGUCCCGCUUCAUCAGCAACACGGCAGCUGAGAAGAUGCACAAAGUCAUCAGCUCCUUCCUGGCCUUCAGGGAGAGCGAGAAGCAGAGGCUCAAGUCCGACUCAAGCCUGACCCUAGGGGAUGUCACCUCGCUCAACCUGACCAUGCUGGAGGGGGGUGUCUCCUUCAAUGUGGUGCCCUCCGAGAUGGCGGCCAGCUUUGACAUCCGAAUUCCACCCACCAUGGACCUGAAGGCCUUUGAGGAGCAGGUGGCUGCGUGGUGCCAGGCUGCCGGGGAUGGCGUCACCUAUGAGUUUCACCAGAAAUGCAUGGACCAACACAUCACCUCCACCGAGGAGUCAGACCCGUGGUGGAAAGCCUUCAGUGGGGUCUGCAGGGACAUGAAGCUGCAGCUCAAGCUUGAGAUCUUCCCCGCUGCCACCGACAGCCGCUACAUCCGUGCGGCAGGACACCCUGCUAUUGGCUUCUCACCCAUGAACCGCACCCCAGUGCUGCUCCACGACCACAAUGAGUUCCUCAAUGAGCAAGUCUUCCUGCAGGGAAUCGACAUCUACACCCGCCUCCUGCCUGCCCUGGCAUCAGUGGCCUCGCUGCCUGGUGAGGGCUGAGUGCCCUGGUGAGGGGCAGGACAGGGGGGUGCCAAGUAGUGGGACACAAGGCUUUAAAAAAGGGGCAGGGGGUGGGCACAGCCAAUGUCUGCCAGCAUGCCAGGGACCCAGCUGCCAUCAUGGCGUGUUGGCUGUGCUCAGGGCUGGCCGAGUGGCGAUGCCUGUGCCAAGUGUCCUCCCUGUGCCCUCGAAAUCUGGGCCCCAGCAAUCAGCCCUGUGCCCACCAAACGGUUGUGUCCCCCUUGCCUGGCUGCCACCAGAGCCCCAUGCCUGGGUGCCUCCUGCCUUUCCUGCUGUUGGCUAUGCCUCCCUUGUCCCUGUGCCAUCUCUGGCUGCACUGGCUGUGGGGUAAGGGGCUGUCUGGUGCCCUGCUCUGCCUGCCUAUGCCUCGUCCUGCCUCCCUGCCCACUUGCUGGGGGAGCUGGGGCCAGCGCCCCCAUCCUCCCCAUGCAGGUCAAUAAAUCUCCUUGGUAAGCACA